AUGAAACAAGCCCCGUGCUCCGGCAGCGAGCAGCUUUAUCGACCUUGCCUCAAAACAGAAACAGCAAAAGCAGUAACAUUAGAACACGAAUCGAGCUGGAGCUGGGCUCGGCAACCUGUGUGUAGAAACCUGACAGGCUUCUACGAGGAGCGAAAAGAGCUGGACCGAAACAUGGAGGAAAUCUUCCAGCGUCUUUCGUUCUGGACGUCGCUGGAAAAGUCGAAUCGCUACUUGAUUCUCAAAGAAGUGGAAAACGCGCUGGCGCUCUUUGAACUGCAUCAUCAAGAUCAGGAGCUCGCCCUUCCCAAAAUAGAAAUAUCACGAGAUCAACAAACCAUUGACGCCAGCAGCAGCAUCCCAGCAGCAACUCUCAACCCUGACACGAACAGUAGCUCCUCGAAUUACUACAGUACAUGUUCGCAUCAAACAGUUUCCUGGCUCUACUUCAUCAUCGCUUGCCUCCUGCUUUUCAUCCUUUUCACUGGAAUUGAUUUCCACUGCCCCUAUCAAAUUGUCUAA
This is a messenger RNA of Oikopleura dioica, 519 nucleotides long. NCBI's taxonomy places the organism in Eukaryota, Metazoa, Chordata, Appendicularia, Copelata, Oikopleuridae. The record is from the annotation of a GenBank genome assembly.